This is a messenger RNA of Tripterygium wilfordii, 1728 nucleotides long. RefSeq lists its product as uncharacterized. The transcript has 2 exons. The record is from RefSeq and is a predicted model, not a curated record. Bases 1089 to 1553 code for a protein of 154 amino acids. Lineage: Eukaryota; Viridiplantae; Streptophyta; Magnoliopsida; Celastrales; Celastraceae.
CCUCAUCUUAUAACCAAAGUCCAAGUCAUUCAUUAGAGAGUAACCCACUAACUGUGCUUAGAAACAAUAUGAAAGCAAGAUAUAUAUGUUGUAUGUCUUUUGCCUUAGUGAGUUUCAUAUAUUGCCUUUGUCGUCCGGGUUUGUGUGUUGGAAUUUUUGGUUUCUGUUUCUGGGAUUGCGAGUGAAGAUCUCAAGUUUCUCUCCUAUUCUCAAUUUGAUUCAUGAUUGAAUAUCUAUGAUUAGAUAACUGUCAUUGCAUAAUUUCGUAUCUAAUUUGGAUCGCCUAGCUACUUUUGGACUCAAUCUUUACUAUAUUAAACUACCGUAUCAGCCUAAAUCUGUUUGACUUAUUGCCUACCCCAUGUCGAUUUCCCAUCUCUGUUUGUUGCCUACAAUUAGGUUCAUUUGUUUCCCAUAUCUGUUUGUUGCCUACAAUCAUGUUCAUCUCUGUUUGUAUCUAGAAUGAUUGUCGAUUGGACAUGUUCUAAUUGUUGCAUAGCUUAUUGGGAUGGCCUACCUUUUUAAUGCCUCAUUUUACCUUUGUCGAUCUCAAUGUUUCCUCAGAUUAGAAUACUUGGAUUUUCCUACAUUGAAAGUUACAUAAAUUCUGUAUAUAUUACAUGAUUUGGUGUUGUGCAUUGACAGUCUAUGCAUUAGAUGGUUAUUAACUGAUUGUAUCCCUCUAUACUGAGUUUAGUAUAUGCGAAAUGUCUUCAAAAGGCAAAGAUAAAAUUGUAGAAGCUGCAAGUGAGAAGUUUAAGUGGGAUACAAACAACACAAAAAUAUUUCUAGAGGUCUUGACUGUAUGGAAGAAGAAAAACAUUGGGGUAGUUAAGUGGGAUAAAAUUUCUAAAGAAUUCAAAAAGGUUAUUGAAAUCUCCUCCUCGCCAGUGAAAUUGAAAUCCAAACACGACAACAUGAAACAGAAUUGACAGUUGUUCAAUAGACUUAAGAGUUCAGAAACUAGAUUGGGUUUUAACUCUGCGAUUGGAUUGAUAGAGACAAGUGAUGACUGGUGGGCUGCGAGGAUUCAGGAGAACAUAAACUUCAAGACGUUUAAGACAAUUGGACUUCCACUCUUUGAGGAGAUGGACAAGUUAUGGGGUGGAAACUCCGCUACUGGUGAUGAGGUUAUUUCACAAUCCGUAGGAGAUAAUAACUGCUGCCACACUCCACAAUCAGUGACACAUGUAGAUAUGGACAUCCUUGGCGAUGACCUAUCCAUUGGAUUUUCUCCUAACAAUGUGAUAACACCAUUGCAAGAAGCUAGUUCCACAGGCCAUGCUGCUGGUUCCACCAGGCAGACUUCUUUUUCAACCAGUAAAGGCUGUAGGAGGAAGAACAACUCAACUACUGACAUCACCCCACCUGAGGUUCAGAAUCUCUGUAUUGGAUUGAAGAUAACCAGUGCUGAGCAGUGGUCUUACUAUGUUUCCAAGAAGACCACUAGUGAUGAAAAACGUGCGUAUUUUGCAUCGAAGAAGGUGUACUACGAGAAUAUGACUGUUGAACUUGAUAUUAUGAUUAAUGUGUGUAAGCUUUGGUUAAGAUGAACAUCUCAGAUAGUUACCCCCACAUUUACUACUACGUAAUUGAGUUGUUCGCGUCACGCGUGAAGCGGAGUUUGUUUCUUGCUAUUCCUCAUCACUCCCGGUUUGGUUACAUAGAGAGGCUUUACAACAAGAGCAAUGAAUUUGGACCGAGUGGUUAGUGUUAAAUUUACUUUGU